AUGUUUUUGUUCUGUCUUAUACUCAUUGGAGUAGAAGUGCAGAAAAAGGAUCUCGUAAGAAUAGAAGAUGAUGCAGAUUUUGAUCUCAAACCUUCGCCUCCCACUCAUUCUAUGAGAUUGCUGCAUGUGCAGCUUGUGCUGUUCGCAGCUUCUUCAUGGCUGGUUGAAGCCAUUAGCAACAAGUUACUGGAAGAUUACGAGCGUAAACUGAACAGUGUGAACGAGAAGCUGGGAGCGUGGAGACGAACUCCGGGCAAGCAUCGUUUAAAGAGGUAUCGAUGCAUUGAAGAAUAUGUGGAUGAACAUGGUAAUGUGAUAGAAGAAGGUCGGGAACAUCUAACCACACCAGCACCAGUCAACUUCGCAUCGGCGCCCAGAAGAAGAACAAAAAACCAUAGAGCUUAUGGUGUUAAGAACAUGGUGAUUGAUGUUCCCACCAAAGCGGCAAGAAUGCAAGAUCUCAAAGUGACCAUGGUGAAAAAGAAAGUAAAAACGAUGAUGAAUGCAAAAACAAAAAGCAGAGAUCAGCAGUCGAUAACUGACAACGAAACAUUUAUGAGAGUUUUCCCGAAAACCACAACAACGACGACUUCAUCUCCGACAACGGAAAUCAUUGACGAAGCUGAUGACUCAUCUGAUGAAGUGAUUUUGAAGAAUUUCUUUGAACCAUCACUCGAAAUGAAACUUCAAAGACCAGCCAAAGUUGAAGCAGCUGAACGACUGAUAGAAAGCUCAGCAGUCGCCACCACGUUGUCAGCACCCCCAUUAAGGACUCCUUCGACUGAUUUUCUGGAAACCUCAGAUCACUCUGUCGAUGGAGAUGUUAGCAGGGAUCGGGAAAAACGUUUAUACAGACGUCAUAGAAAGCUUGGAGGAGUUACCACAUAUUCGAGAGGCGGAGAAGACUAUGAUAUGAAUUAUGACGACUACAACUAUGUCGACGAUGAAUUUCCGUUCCUAGGAAGGAGAAGAGUGGGUGGACGACGAUUGCGACAGUAUUUGGGAUAUCCACCAAUACGGUAUCCAGGACGACGGGAUGCCAGAUUCACGAAAGUUGCUCCAUUACUGCAGUCCCAUUAUUAUGCGACACAGCAACCUCUGGAUGUACGCCCUAUGCCAGUUGUCGCUACCAGUGCACCGCUCGUGAUGCAGAAACGUCGAUCUUUGACAUUGUCCCAUCCUCGUGAAUAUCAACUUCCGCCACCGCCUCCAACCCCACUUCCACCCACACCAGUACAACCACCUCCAUUACCAUUGGUGGCACCACCAUCUCCACAAUCGUCAGCUCUGCCGUUAGUAGCACCACUCUCAUCAUCACAGACACUAAAGAUGGAGGAAUCCACUCCAGAAACGUGCCGUCGUAUGAGUAAUUUAGCGACCAUGUUUGGGAUCACCGACAUUUCAACCUAUGCGCGUCGAAACUGUCGACUCCUACAAGCAUUCGCGCCGGGACACACUUGCGAGCAAAUCACUCACUUUGUGGAUUCUUGUCACAAAAAACGUUUCUCCUAG
Messenger RNA from Necator americanus (New World hookworm), 1512 nucleotides. RefSeq lists its product as uncharacterized. The transcript is spliced from 13 exons. The coding region runs from base 1 to 1512 and encodes 503 amino acids. The record is from RefSeq and is a predicted model, not a curated record. Lineage: Eukaryota; Metazoa; Nematoda; Chromadorea; Rhabditida; Ancylostomatidae.